CUGGCACGCUUGCGCGGCGAGUAGAACGUGUGGCGGCGGCGGCAGCGGCGGCGGUGAUCGCGUCUCCUCUUUCGCUCCUACUCCCGCUGCAGCUCUCUUUUGAGCGCCCGGCGCGUCCGUCCCGUCCAUCGCCCGCAGCCCGUCGCCCGUCCGCUCGCUCCUCGCCGCGGCGGCCUCUCACCAACACCGACACCCACAUUGACACCUCCUCCUAGCCGGCCGGCCGUCUUGCCCACUGCCUUUCUCUCUCCACAUGGCCUCCACGCAGAGCGGCGGCUCCUCCGGGGGACCCGCGGUGCCCACCGUGCAGCGGGGCAUCGUCAAGAUGGUCCUCUCUGGAUGUGCCAUCAUUGUCCGAGGCCAGCCUCGUGGCGGGCCCCCUCCCGAAAGGCAGAUCAACCUCAGCAACAUUCGAGCUGGCAACCUGGCCCGCCGUGCUGCAGUGGCACAGCCUGAUGCCAAGGAUACACCGGAUGAGCCCUGGGCAUUCCCUGCUCGAGAGUUUCUCCGAAAGAAGCUGAUUGGGAAGGAGGUCUGCUUCACGAUAGAGAACAAGACCCCCCAGGGGCGAGAGUACGGCAUGAUCUACCUUGGAAAAGAUACCAAUGGGGAAAACAUCGCCGAGUCUCUGGUUGCAGAAGGCCUGGCCGCCCGGAGAGAAGGGAUGCGGGCGAACAAUCCUGAGCAAAACCGGCUUUCAGAAUGUGAGGAGCAAGCGAAGGCAGCCAAGAAAGGCAUGUGGAGUGAGGGGUCCGGCGCGCACACCAUCCGGGACCUCAAGUACACCAUUGAGAACCCCAGGCACUUUGUGGACUCUCACCACCAGAAGCCUGUCAAUGCCAUCAUCGAGCACGUGCGGGACGGCAGUGUGGUCAGGGCCCUGCUCCUUCCAGAUAACUACCUGGUUACCGUCAUGCUGUCCGGGAUCAAGUGCCCGACUUUCCGACGGGAAGCUGAUGGCAGUGAAACACCAGAGCCCUUUGCGGCAGAAGCCAAAUUUUUCACGGAGUCUCGACUGCUACAGAGAGAUGUUCAGAUCAUCUUGGAGAGCUGCCACAACCAGAACAUUCUGGGUACCAUCCUUCAUCCAAAUGGCAACAUCACCGAGCUCCUCCUCAAGGAAGGUUUCGCGCGCUGCGUGGAUUGGUCGAUCGCGGUGUAUACUCGGGGCGCAGAGAAGCUGAGGGCGGCUGAGAGGUUUGCCAAGGAGCGCAGGCUGCGAAUCUGGAGAGACUAUGUGCCUCCCACUGCUAACUUGGACCAGAAGGACAAGCAGUUUGUUGCCAAGGUGAUGCAAGUGCUGAAUGCCGAUGCCAUUGUCGUGAAGCUGAACUCUGGCGACUACAAGACCAUCCACCUGUCAAGUAUCCGACCACCGAGGCUGGAGGGCGAGAACACCCAGGAUAAGAACAAGAAGCUCCGUCCUCUGUAUGACAUUCCCUACAUGUUUGAAGCCCGGGAAUUUCUUCGAAAGAAGCUGAUCGGGAAAAAGGUCAACGUGACUGUGGACUACAUUAGACCAGCCAGCCCUGCUACCGAGACCGUGCCUGCCUUCUCAGAGCGGACCUGUGCCACCGUGACCAUUGGAGGCAUAAACAUCGCUGAGGCUCUGGUGAGCAAAGGUUUGGCCACAGUGAUCCGCUACCGGCAGGACGACGAUCAGCGGUCCUCCCACUACGAUGAGCUGCUUGCUGCUGAGGCCAGAGCCAUUAAGAAUGGCAAGGGAUUGCAUAGCAAGAAGGAAGUGCCUAUCCACCGCGUGGCGGACAUCUCCGGGGAUACUCAAAAAGCAAAGCAGUUCCUGCCGUUCCUCCAGCGGGCAGGCCGCUCCGAGGCCGUGGUAGAGUACGUCUUCAGUGGUUCUCGCCUCAAACUGUACUUGCCAAAGGAAACUUGCCUUAUCACCUUCUUGCUUGCAGGCAUUGAAUGUCCCCGAGGCGCCCGGAACCUCCCCGGCCUGGUGCAGGAGGGUGAGCCUUUCAGUGAGGAAGCGAUGCUUUUCACCAAGGAGCUGGUGCUGCAGCGCGAGGUGGAGGUGGAGGUGGAGAGCAUGGACAAGGCAGGCAACUUCAUCGGCUGGCUGCACAUGGACGGCGCCAACCUGUCGGUGCUGCUGGUGGAGCAGGCGCUGUCCAAGGUCCACUUCACCGCCGAGCGCAGCUCCUACUACAAGUCCCUGCUGUCCGCCGAGGAGGCCGCCAAGCAGAAGAAGGAGAAGAUCUGGGCCCACUACGAGGAGCAGCCCGUGGAGGACCUGGUGCCGGUGCUGGAGGAGAAGGAGCGCUCAGCCAGCUACAAGCCCGUGUUCGUGACCGAGAUCACCGACGACCUCCAUUUCUACGUGCAGGACGUGGAGACGGGCACCCAGCUGGAGAAGCUGAUGGAGAACAUGCGCACCGACAUCGCCAGCCACCCCCCUGUCGAGGGCUCCUACGCCCCCCGCCGGGGCGAGUUCUGCAUCGCCAAAUUUGUGGAUGGAGAAUGGUACCGCGCCAGAGUGGAGAAGGUGGAGUCCCCCGCCAAAGUGCAUGUCUUCUACAUCGACUACGGCAACAGAGAGAUCCUGCCGUCCACCCGCCUGGGCACCCUGCCCCCUGCCUUCAGCACGCGGGUGCUGCCCGCACAAGCCACGGAGUACGCCUUCGCCUUCAUCCAGGUGCCCCAGGAUGAGGACGCCCGGACGGACGCCGUGGACAGUGUGGUACGGGACAUCCAGAACACGCAGUGCCUGCUCAACGUGGAGCACCUCACCGCCGGCUGCCCCCACGUCACCCUCCAGUUCGCCGACUCCAAGGGCGACGUGGGGCUGGGCCUGGUGAAGGAGGGCCUGGUCAUGGUGGAGGUGCGCAAGGAGAAGCAGUUCCAGAAGGUGAUCACAGAGUACCUGAACGCCCAAGAGUCGGCUAAGAGUGCCCGGCUGAACCUGUGGCGCUACGGAGACUUCCGGGCCGACGACGCCGACGAGUUUGGCUACAGCCGCUAAGGGGAGGGCGAGUCUCGGGGCUGGAGGGGGGAUUGUCCCUCACUCCGGCCCCUCCUCCCCAGGGUGGGGGGGCUCCCCUGCUCGAGACCCCGGGAAGGGGUGGAGAUGGGGUUCGGCUUUGCUUCAGUGUGUGGAAAUGUCUUGCGGGGCAGCAUCAUCAGAGGGGGGAGCCCAAGGAUCUGGGGGCGCGGGCCGCUGUCUUCCUGGAUGAUGAGCAUCUGAUUUUUUGUGUGUUUUUAUUCAGGGGACGGGGGUGUGGUGUUUUUAUUGGUUUUUUUGUUUUGUUUUGUUUUUAAUUCUCCUCAAAUCAGGAAGAACCAUGAGAGACUUUGUCCUACCUGAGGGUGUGGCCCUGGCGCCCACUUUGCCCCCCCUCCAGGUCUGCCCUUGCGUCCGUCUGUCCGUCCGUGCAUCCACCUGUGUCCUGCGCGCCCCUCACCCCUCUGUAUUUAAAGCUUUGCCGGCCCAAUAAAAAUAGUCCGUGCUGUCUCCA
Sorex araneus (European shrew) is the source of this 3476-nucleotide messenger RNA. RefSeq names its product staphylococcal nuclease and tudor domain containing 1 (gene SND1). The record is from RefSeq and is a predicted model, not a curated record. Bases 254 to 2983 code for a protein of 909 amino acids. NCBI's taxonomy places the organism in Eukaryota, Metazoa, Chordata, Mammalia, Eulipotyphla, Soricidae. Gene Ontology annotation, molecular function: nuclease activity; RNA binding. The transcript has 24 exons. Gene Ontology annotation, cellular component: cytosol; nucleus; RISC complex. Gene Ontology annotation, biological process: regulatory ncRNA-mediated gene silencing; mRNA catabolic process.